Messenger RNA from Camellia sinensis, 367 nucleotides. NCBI's taxonomy places the organism in Eukaryota, Viridiplantae, Streptophyta, Magnoliopsida, Ericales, Theaceae. The record is from RefSeq and is a predicted model, not a curated record.
UCCCUCUGCCAUGGUUAUCGAUCACACUAACUAUGCUGUCUCUGACACCGAGGGAGAUCAUACAAUGAUUGCCUCGGAUGAUUUUGUUCAGUCUGAUGUGAUGUUGGGAAGUGCAAAAAUGGAGGCCCCUGUACUUUUCAAAGGGAUUGGCCAUUCAUUAAAUUCUGCCAAUAACUUGGCUAUGAAAGUUCUUGGAGCCUCUCCUUCUGCAUAUUCUGCUAAUCCAAAAUCCAAGUUGUCAAAUCCUCCGUCCCUUACCGGAUCUGCUAUAUCAUUGGUUUCAGUUGUGCAGGUCAUUUUUUGUUGUUUUUUUUUCUUUCUGCCUUGGAGUUUGUUUAAGCGAUCUCUGUAAUGCUUUUUGCCUAUA